GUAAUUAUGGUUUCGAUCCGGAUUUCUUAUUAAAGAAAGCCUGUAAUUUUUGGAUAUAUAGACUAAUACUGUUUGCGGCUUUUGCAGGAAGUAGGAAAGCCAAAAAAUGCCGGAGCCACGCAGUCCAAUGGCCAGCUUCGCCCAGUCGGUGCAGAGUGUCAUCGACGGCCCCAUAACCUGGUUCCGAGAGACCAUCGUGGAGCCGAACCAGACCAAGUACAACUGGUACCACCAGCAAUUCCGUCGUGUGCCGACCAUUGACCAGUGCUACACGGAUGACGCCGUCUGUCGCUUCGAGGCCGACCAGCAGUUCCGCCGGGAUCGCAUGGUGGACAACGAGAUUGUGAACAUUCUGCGCCAGCGCUUCGAGGAUUGCACUCUCUACGAGGCUCCCGACCACAUCGUCAAGUGCAAGCCGCUGCUGGAACAAUACGAAAAGGCCACCGAGAACUGGUUCAUCAAGUAUGGCGAUUUGGGAGGAUACGCCAAUGCCAAGACCGCCUACAUGAAGCAGAAGCACCGCCUUAUCUGGGAGCGUCGCCACGGACCUGUGGGCAGCGGCAUGAAGGAGGAGGCCGCCCACUAGGUUGCGCCCUCAACUCUGUGUUCUCGUCGAGCCAGCCGGUGGUUUGAGCUGAUGUUUUUAGUUCCAUUAUCCGUUAUCAAAAAUAUACACACCCCGAAAUGGUAAAUCCAAAAAGUUGGUAGAUUAAAUUGUAAAUCGAAGUGGUUGACCCAGCUAUUGAUUAGUAAACGCUUUUCGAAAAGGUUAAGUGUGUAUUCAGUUGAAAAUUAUGAUUUAAUCAAAUAAGCUAUACUAAAAAUAUAGUCUUGGAAUCCUUA
Drosophila bipectinata is the source of this 843-nucleotide messenger RNA. It is a transcript of the gene ND-PDSW, whose product is annotated as NADH dehydrogenase (ubiquinone) PDSW subunit. NCBI's taxonomy places the organism in Eukaryota, Metazoa, Arthropoda, Insecta, Diptera, Drosophilidae. The record is from RefSeq and is a predicted model, not a curated record.